UACCACUAUAGCCACAACUACUCCCUCGCCACCUACAGACCCUUGUGUUCCAUCACCUUGUGGACCUCACUCUCAGUGUAGAGUUGUAAGCAAUACAGCUGCAUGUUCUUGUUUACCGAACUACAUUGGUCGACCGCCCAACUGUAGGCCUGAGUGUGUAAUAAGCGCUGAAUGUUCGAGUAAUUUGGCGUGUAUCAACGAAAAAUGUUCUGAUCCAUGCCCAGGAUCUUGUGGACAAUAUGCGCAUUGUAGAGUGAUCAAUCACAACCCAGUUUGUACCUGUUUACCAGGUUAUACUGGGGACGCCCUUACAUAUUGCCAACUGUUGCCUACUUCUACUGAAAGAUCACCUGAAGCUGUUGACCCUUGUUAUCCAUCACCAUGUGGUCCCAAUUCAGAAUGUAUCAACCGAAAUGGAGUAGCUGCAUGUACGUGUUCUACAGGAUUUUUCGGCGACCCAUAUACAGGAUGCCGAAGAGAGUGUGAAAAUAAUGAUGAUUGUAAUCUCGCUUUGGCUUGCAUUGGUUAUAAAUGUAUUGACCCUUGUCCAGGAACAUGUGGUUCUGAGGCAAUAUGCACCGUUGUAAAACAUAUACCUGUUUGCUCUUGCCCACCAUCAUAUACUGGUGAUCCAUUUUACUCAUGUCGCCCUAUACCAGUUAUUCCGACUCAAAGAGAACCAAUUGACCCAUGCCAUCCAUCUCCGUGUGGGCCAAACAGUCAGUGUCGUAAGGUUAAUGAUCAAGCUGUAUGCUCUUGUUUGCCCAAUUACAUGGGUAGUCCACCAGAAUGUAGACCCGAAUGCGUUGUUAGUUCAGAAUGUCCUUUGGACAAAGCUUGUACAAAUCAAAAGUGUCUGGAUCCAUGUCCAAAUACUUGUGGUAUUCAAGCCUUAUGUACGGUGAGAAAUCAUAAUCCGAUUUGUGCGUGUCCAGCUGGAUAUUCGGGAGAUCCAUUUUUACAAUGUGCUCCGAUACCUACAACACCAACACCUCCAGUUACUGAACGUCCGCCAUCGUGCUACCCAACACCUUGUGGACCUAACUCACAAUGCCAAAUACAAAAUGGAAUGCCAGCGUGUUCAUGUUUACGUGAUUUUAUUGGUUCACCACCGUCUUGCAGACCUGAAUGUGUUAUAAGUGCAGAAUGCCCAAGUCAACUGGCAUGUAUAAAUCAGAAGUGUCGUGACCCUUGUGUUGGUUCAUGUGGAUUAAAUGCAAAUUGUCAUGUAUUAAACCAUGUUCCAAUUUGUACUUGUAAUGUUGGCCACACCGGUGAUCCCUUCAGCCUUUGUACACAAAUACAAAUAACUACCGAACGACCAUUAGCUUCAGAUCCUUGUAACCCAUCACCUUGUGGACCAAAUGCUAUAUGUAAAGGAAAUGGAAAUUGCGAAUGUUUACCUGAGUAUACAGGAAACCCUUAUGAAAAUUGUCGUCCAGAAUGUGUAUUGAAUACUGAGUGCUCUAGGGACAAAGCUUGUAUGAGAAAUAAAUGUCGCGAUCCAUGCAUUGGAACAUGCGGACAAGAAGCAAAUUGUGAUGUAGUAAACCACAUUCCGAUUUGUUCAUGUCCUACAAAAUAUUCUGGAGAUCCAUUCUCAAUCUGUCGUCCCAUUCCAGAGGAUGUCCCUGUAUCAAGUGACCCGUGCAAUCCAUCACCUUGUGGCCCUUACAGCCAAUGCCGAAAUUCAAACAAUCAUGCAACAUGUUCUUGUUUACCAAAUUACAUAGGUUCACCGCCAUCAUGUCGUCCAGAAUGUACAGUUAGCUCAGAAUGUAGUCCAGAUAAAGCAUGCGUAAAUCUGAAAUGUAUCAACCCAUGCAUGGGUGCUUGUGGAUCUGGAGCUAGAUGUGAAGUUAUUAACCAUAGUCCAAUCUGUAGUUGUAGAGAAGGCCAAACUGGGGAUCCAUUCCGAAGUUGCUAUACCAUACCAAAACCAAUAAUACCGCCUCAAAACGAUCCUCCUAGAAACCCUUGUGUCCCGUCACCAUGUGGUCCUAACUCCCAAUGUUUAUCUUCUGGAAAUAAUCCAUCAUGCUCUUGUUUAACAUCAUACAUUGGAGCUCCUCCAAAUUGUCGACCGGAGUGUAUAAUUAACCCAGAUUGUCCAUCAAAUCUCGCUUGUAUCAAUAACAAAUGUAGAGAUCCAUGUCCAGGGUCGUGUGGCAGCGAAGCACAAUGUCAAGUAGUCAAUCAUGCGGUAUCAUGUCUUUGCCCAGCAGGAUAUACUGGAAAUCCAUUCAUUCAAUGCGUUAUUUUGCAAGAAGAUUUAAAUGCAUGUGAACCAUCACCAUGUGGACCAAACGCUAUAUGUAAACAACAAAAUGGAGCUGGUUCUUGCUCUUGCAUUAAUGACUAUUAUGGAAAUCCAUAUGAAGGUUGCCGACCAGAAUGUAUUCAUAGCUCAGACUGUCCAACAAAUAAAGCUUGCAUUGGAAAUAAAUGUAUGGAUCCUUGUCCCGGAGUAUGUGGAAUAGAUUCUGUUUGUACAGUAAUUAGUCAUGUACCGACUUGUAACUGUUUACCUGGUUAUAUUGGAAAUCCAUUCACAUAUUGUCAACCUCAACCCCCAACAACUCAAGCAACUGUGUAUGAUCCUUGUAAUCCAUCACCAUGUGGUCCCAACAGUCAAUGUAAAAGUGUAAAUGAACAAGCAGUGUGUUCUUGUCAAAAAGAAUACCAAGGAACGCCACCUAAUUGUAGACCGGAGUGUGUAAUAAACAAUGAUUGCCCAUCAAACAGAGCUUGUCACAAAUAUAAAUGUACCGACCCUUGCCCUGGAACAUGCGGAAUAAAUGCUCGCUGUGAAGUCAUCAACCAUAAUCCUAUAUGUACAUGUUCGCCUGGUUUAAUUGGUGACCCAUUUACAAGAUGUUAUCCGCAACCAGUAAAACCAUUAGAUGAGCCAGUGAUACCUACAAAUCCAUGUGUUCCAUCUCCUUGUGGACCAAAUUCUGAAUGCAGACCAAUUGGAAAUCAACCAUCAUGUUCAUGUCGAACCAAUUUUAUCGGUUCUCCACCAAAUUGUCGUCCAGAAUGUGCCGUUAAUUCCGACUGUCCUUCUACUUUAUCUUGUAUAUCAGAUAAAUGUAGGGAUCCAUGUUAUGGUUCUUGUGGUUUGAACACAGAUUGUAGAGUUCAAAAUCAUAUACCCACUUGUACAUGUAUUUCUGGACACACUGGUGAUCCAUUUACGCAAUGUAUACCAAUAAUAGUACAAUCGAUACCAACUACACCAACUGAUCCAUGCAAUCCAUCACCGUGUGGUUCUAAUACUCAGUGCAACAAUGGCAUUUGUAGAUGUUUAACCAAUUAUUUCGGAGAUCCAUUAAUAGGUUGUCGUCCAGAGUGUACAAUGAACACAGAUUGUCCAAGAAAUAAAGCCUGUUUGAAUCAAAAAUGUCAAGAUCCAUGUCCAGGCACUUGUGGUCAAGGAGCCACAUGUGAUGUUAUUAAUCAUAUUCCAACAUGUAGUUGCCCACCUGGAACUGCGGGUGAUGCGUUUGUUAUUUGUAGACCAAUUAAAAUUCAAGAUGAACCAUCUAGAGAUCCAUGUAAUCCAUCUCCAUGUGGUUCUAACAGCGUUUGUCGAGUAGUUGAAGGACAUGCCGUAUGUUCAUGUCAUAACAACAUGAUAGGAUCACCACCAUCAUGUCGACCAGAAUGUGUUGUUAGUGCAGAAUGUCCUUUAACUCAAGCAUGUCUCAUGAAUAAAUGCCGUGAUCCAUGUCCUGGAACGUGUGGUCAUCUUGCAAACUGUAAAGUGGUAAACCAUAGUCCGAUUUGUACUUGCCCUCCACGUCACAGUGGAGAUCCGUUCAGAAGUUGUUAUCCUGUACAAGAAGUUAAACCAUUACCACCUAAUGACCCAAUUAAUGUUUGUGUGCCAUCACCCUGUGGACCAAAUUCUGAAUGUAGAGAUCGCGGAGGAGCGCCAGCAUGUUCAUGUUUGCCAAAUUAUGUGGGAACACCACCUUCAUGUAGACCUGAAUGUACAAUUAAUCCUGAGUGUCCUAGUCAUUUAUCAUGUAUAAAUCAAAAAUGUACCGAUCCUUGUCCUGGUUCAUGUGGCUCAAAUGCUGCAUGUUCUGUUAUUAAUCACACUCCAAUGUGCACUUGCAAUAACGGAUUUAAUGGAGAUCCAUUCACAUAUUGUCAACCCGUCCCAGGUAAGAUCUUAUCAUGUUUGCAUGAAUUUGCUUUGCACAUUUGAGUUUGUUGAUAA
Molecule: messenger RNA, 4228 nt
Organism: Sipha flava (yellow sugarcane aphid)
Lineage: Eukaryota; Metazoa; Arthropoda; Insecta; Hemiptera; Aphididae
Product: neurogenic locus notch homolog protein 1-like
Exons: 13
Coding region: 773-4216 (1147 amino acids)
Molecular function (GO): calcium ion binding
Source: RefSeq, a predicted model, not a curated record